This is a messenger RNA of Acanthoscelides obtectus, 336 nucleotides long. The record is from the annotation of a GenBank genome assembly. Lineage: Eukaryota; Metazoa; Arthropoda; Insecta; Coleoptera; Chrysomelidae.
AUGCAGCCUCUGGAUCUGGCAUUUAUGAGUCCAUUUAAAACUUACUGUUCCCAGGAGAUUGAAACAUGGCUAAAAAAUCAUAUUGGUAUACCUUUUUCAGUUUACCAGAUAGGCCAAUUAUUAGAUAAAGCAUACUUAAAAGCCGCCACUGCGGAAGUAUCCGUUAAUGGGUUCAGGAAAAGUGGCAUUUUUCCUUUCAACCCAUUUAUUUUUCAUGCUCACGACUUUGCCAUUCAUAGACAACAUGAAGCUACACCUCCACCUUCAACAGAGAAUGAUAACACUCCAGAUCCAGAACAAAUUACAACCACCACACCAUGUCUACAUAGGUCCUGA